Molecule: messenger RNA, 2540 nt
Organism: Hypanus sabinus (Atlantic stingray)
Lineage: Eukaryota; Metazoa; Chordata; Chondrichthyes; Myliobatiformes; Dasyatidae
Product: gastrula zinc finger protein XlCGF8.2DB-like
Exons: 1
Coding region: 598-1485 (295 amino acids)
Source: RefSeq, a predicted model, not a curated record
UUGGUAACUCAAGUAAUCUCAUCUGAAAUGUUGUCCUAAACCCUUUGAUGGAUUUUGUAAAUCUUUCCACAGGUUAAAAACGAGAAGGAAUUUGUCGCCGGGAAUCUCAAACACAACACGCUAGUUUUGCUGUCUCUGUCUGGAUAUUUAAGAAGUGGAGCAAGGGAUUCACUCCAUCAUCCUUCCUGCUCAGACUGUGGGGAGGGAUUCACUCGAUCAUCCUUCCUGCUCAGACUAUGGGGAGGGAUUCACUCGACCAUCCUUCCUGCUCAGACUGUGGGGAGGGAUUCACUCGGUCAUCCUUCCUGCUCAGACUGUGGGGAGGGAUUCAAUUGAUCAUUUGACCAAAUAGCAAGCCAGUCAUUUUACACAGAAGAAAGGCUGUUCACCUGCUCAGACAGUGGGAAUAGAUUCACUCGGUUAUCACAAUUGAAUGUACAUCAGCAAGUUCACACUGGGCAAGGCCAUUCAUCUGUUCUGUGUGUGAGAAAGGAUUCAGUUGGACCUGUGGACACAUCAGUCAGUUCACACCACACUGGGCAGAAGCUGGUGAUCUGUUGAAUUUCUGAGAAAGGAUUCACUCAGUCAUUUGACCUAAUGGCUCACCAGCAAGUUCACACUGGGGAGAAGCCGUUCACCUGUUCAGUCUGUGAGAAGAGAUUCACUCAGUCAUCCCAACUACAGAGACAUCAGCGAGUUCACACUGGGGAGAAGCCAUUCACGUGCUCAGAAUGUGGGAAAGGAUUCAGUGAGUUAUUUAGCCUACUUAGACAUCAGCGAGUUCACACUGGGGAGAAGCCGUUCACCUGCUCAGAAUGUGAGAAGAGAUUCACUCAGUCAUCCCAACUACAGAGACAUCAGCGAGUUCACACUGGGGAGAAGCCAUUCACGUGCUCAGAAUGUGGGAAAGGAUUCAGUGAGUUAUCCAACCUACAGAGUCAUCUGCGAGUUCACACUGGGGAGAGGCCGUUCACCUGCUCAGAAUGUGGGAAGGGAUUCACACUGUCAUCCCACCUACUGGUACAUCAGCGUGUUCACACUGGGGAGAAGCCGUUCACCUGCUCAGUCUGUGGGGAGGGAUUCACUCAGUCAUCCCACCUACGGAGUCACCAGCAAGUUCACACUGGGGAGAAGCCAUUCACCUGCUCAGUCUGUGGGAAGGGAUUCACUUACUCAUCCCACCUACAGAGUCAUCAGCGAGUUCACACUGGAGAGAGGCCGUUCACCUGCUCAGUCUGUGGGAAGAGAUUCACUGAUCCAUCCAACCUACAGAGUCAUCAGCGAGUUCACACUGGGGAGAAGCCGUUCAGCUGCUUAGUUUGUGGGAAGAGAUUCACUCGCUCAUCCAGAUUACUGGAACAUCAGCGAGUUCACACUGGAGAGAGGCCAUUCACCUGCUCAGACUGUGGGAGGGGAUUCACUCAUUUAUCCAGCCUACAGAAUCAUCAGCGAGUUCACACUGGGAGAAGCCAUUCAUCUGCUUAGUCUGUGGGAAGAGAUUCACUUGCUCAUCCAGAUUACUGGAACAUCAGCGAGUUCACACUGGAGAGAGGCCAUUCACCUGCUCAGAAUGUGGGAAGAGAUUCACUCGCUCUUCCACACUACAGAGACAUCAGCGAGUUCACACUGGAGAGGAGCCAUUUACCUGCUGAGAAUGUGGGAAAGGAUUCACUCAGUCAUUCCAACUACUGGCACACCAGUCAGUUGUUAUGAAUCCCUAGGUUUUGUUUGCUGUGGACUGUCAUUUUAAGAGAGAGAGAGAGAGAUUAGGAAGGUGAAUCAGUCUGACUUGCAGCUUGUUUACAUCACUCCCAGCUUGUUCAGUUUUAACUGAGGACACAGACGCUCAGAGUCAGACGGAGAUGAAUGAGGAAAAAUGGAAGGAUCGAAACAAGGGAAAUAGGUGCCAAGGGUCACUGUUUGGAAUUUUCCUAUGCCCACAAGUGUGGGUUAAUUAUCGAUUCAUUGUACAUCGAAUGUGUGGUUGUCACCUCGUUUGAUCCAUAGGAGUGGAUCUGAUUUGGGGUAUCCUGUGAAGACCACUGAUGUGUUACCCCUUGCCUGGGUGUGGUGUGGUAAUUCACUUGAAGACGAUAUGCCUUGUGACAAGUCACUUUGGGUGAUAAUUAGUAUGUGGAUUUGGAAGGAUGACAGAUAAAAUCUACAGUGACUGUUCUCUUGUUUUACCACCAUGGAACCUGCGGAAUUCGACAUAAUUGCCUUCUAUCGACAUUUACCCUGGAUUACAAAUAUCUCUCUCAUCAGAUAUUCCGUGGUUGAACUGAACUUUCAUAAUUUACCAUCUGAAGACUCCAAGCCUUGUUUCCCCCUAGCUCAAUAGUUUCGGAUUUAUAUUUACACACAUAUAUACACAUAACACUGUUAACUUUUGUUUAUCUUGCUUAAGUUACUAUAUUAUAAGUAGAUUCUAAUAAAGAUAGUUUUACGAUCAAAAACAGACUCCUGGUGUAGUCUCCACGAGGAAAUCUGCAGAUGCUGGAAAUUCAAACACAUACAAAAUGCUGGUGGAACACAGCAGG